AUGCCUGUCUCCUGGCUGAUAGCCCCUUCUUUAUCCAGUAUCAUCGCGGUCCACGGACUUAAUGGCGACGCUACGAACACCUGGAAGCACCCUAAAAACAACCAUUUCUGGCUUCAGGACUCUCUACCGCUUGAUGUCAAAGGGGCAAGAAUCCUGAGUUAUGGCUACAACGCAGACGUAGCGUUUGGUAACACUACUGCUAAUGUGUGGGAUCACGCCAAAAGCCUACUAGGUAGCUUGAUCGAUGAGCGCGAAACAGAUGAUGUAUCCAAACGGCCUAUCAUCUUCAUUGCGCAUUCGUUAGGGGGUAUCAUUGUCAAACAGGCUCUUGUUUGGGCACAUACGGAACCACGAUACCAAGCAAUAAAGGACCACACCCUUGGAAUUGUGUUCUUUGGCACACCACACCGAGGGAGCGACAAGGCCAAUUACGGGAGGAUACUGGCCAAUGUCGCCACAGGGGUUAUGCACAAACCCAAAACAAGAUUGAUUGGUGCUCUACAGACCCAUAGCGAGACAUUGAUGAGUCUCACUUCAGAGUUCAAGUUCGAAGCCCCCAAUAUGGAGAUCAUAACUUUUUAUGAGACUAGACCAAUGGGUAUUUUCUCGCGCCUCAUUGUUGAGAAGCAAUCCGCGCUUCUGGAAUUAAGUCAUGAAGACACUCAACCAGUGGAUGCAAACCAUCGGGACAUGUGUAAAUUCGACACGCGAAAUGAUGAGACUUACAAGAAGCUGGUGAAGAGGGUGAAUCGGAUGUUGAAAGGAAAGGACAAAUCUUUGCCCGCUUCUGAUUGUUCCCCCCCAAAGCUCCGCAACAAGCAUUUCGAGCUCCCUUUUGAUGUUAGCCCCUAUUUUACCGGCGGUAAUGAUGUAUGUGGCGAGCUUCGCGAAGGCUGUCUUCCGUUGGAGGAUCCUCCUGCACAGAAUAUGCAACAGAGAUUCGUUCUAUACGGCCUCGGAGGGUCCGGCAAAACUCAAAUGGCCUUGAAGUUUGCGAACGAUUAUAGAGAGAGGUUUUGGGGGGUCUUCUUCAUCGAUACCAGCAGUGUCGACAUGGCUCGACAAGCAUUUUCGAACAUGGCCCGAGUAUGCAAAGUAGGGGAAGGGAUGGAAGACUUCAGAAGAUGCCUCACCAAUUCGCUGGAACCUUGGCUGUUGAUACUGGACAAUGCUGAUGAUCCAUCACUAAACAUCUCCCAAUUCUUCCCCGUAGGUAAUAGGGGUACCAUCAUCGUCACAAGUCGAAAUCCUGAUUGCAGAUGUCAUGCUACCGUUGGAUCAAGAGAGCUGCGUGAAAUGGAAAGCGAUGAGGCUAUUACUCUCCUGUUGAGAUCUGGCGAUCUUCUCAGCGAGAAUGAGGAUCUGCGAAGCAUUGCCCUACCCAUCGUCCAAACACUAGGAUACCUAGCCCUCGCUGUGAGCCAUGCUGGGGCUUCUAUUCGACAAAGAGUUUGCUCUCUAGAGGAUUAUCUUGACAACUAUGCGCGCCGUCGCAAGAAGCUACUGAGCAGCCGACCAGUACAGGCGGACUCAAAUUAUGAGUAUACCGUCUAUACAACGUGGGAGAUAUCAGUGGACUCCAUAAAAGAGCUUUCGAACAAUGCAACGGAUAGCACUGCGGCCAAUGCCCUCGAAUUUCUGACUCUUUUUGGCUUUUGCCAUUUUGAUGACAUUACGGAAGACAUGUUUAGAUCCGCAUGGAAGGCGUUUGGCCGUACCGAGAGGUAUACGUGGUGGGCUUCCAAUUUGCCUGGUAUGGUUCGAGAUCGUCGGCUCUUGGAAUGGGACUCCAUACGAUUCAAUGAGUCCAUGCGACUUCUGUCGAGCUAUUCGCUCAUACAUGUCAGCGGACCAAACAAUCGUAUUUCGCUACAUCCUCUAGUGCACUCAUGGAUUCGGGACUCCCUAAAUGAAGAAGUGCAUUUGAGAUGGUGGAUUAUCACUGUAUCGACACUGGCACUGGCAGCGGAAGUUCUCUUGUUCCCCGGGCAAAUGCAAUUAAGGGUCCAUUUGCGCCAUUGUAUAGGCAUUGGGCAAGUUGAUGAUCUCUUCGUAGAGGAUGACGUCCUCUUGGAUAGGGUACAAAUACUUUCCUUGAUCAUCUCUGUAUACGAAUUUUUCCCAGGGAAAGAUACCUUGACGCUUUCAGAGCGAGCUCUCGAAUACAGCAGAAAAUUACUCGGUGAUGAAUGCUACUCUACAUGCCUACUAUCCUAUCAACUCUCGCGGGUUUUCUUUUAUUUGCGUGAGUACCAGAAAGCUUCGGACCUACUCCAGGGUACGCUAGAUGUAAGCAUUCGGAUACUCGGCCCAGCAGAGAGUUUGACCUUGGAUAUCAUGCGUGAACUCGCUUGGGCAUAUACAGAGUUGGGUCGGAAGCAGGAAGCUCUAGAGCUUGCUGAGAAGAAAUUAGCAGUUUGCGAGAAGUCGCUAGAGGAGAGAGAUGCCCACACUCUAUCAGCUUUGUGUGAUGUUGCAGCGGGGUAUAGUGACAUGGGCCGAUAUAAUGAAGCUAUUGAUGUCUUAGAGAAUGCGAUAGCAAAGAGAGAUGAGAUGUCCAACGAAGACAUUAAGAACAUGCUACAUUUAGAACUCCUUCUGGCAGUUACGUAUGACAGGUCAGGACGACAUGAGGCCGCUUUCGAGAUGUUUCAGAAUACCCUAAAGAAGCACUUAACUCUUUACGGUGAGGACGAUCCUUAUACCCUCCUUACAAUGGCUUAUAUCGCUAAGGAAUAUGGAGAAAUCGGUCAGCCAGAGGAAGGGAUACCGCUCAUGAUCAAGGCACUAGAGGUCGGGCAAGGAAGAAUGCCAGACGAGUGGCUAGAAACACAGAAAGAAGCUCUCAAGUGGCUGCAAUACAAGAGCGCACAGCUAUAUUUCUGA
Letharia lupina is the source of this 2886-nucleotide messenger RNA. RefSeq lists its product as uncharacterized. The transcript has 5 exons. Bases 1 to 2886 code for a protein of 961 amino acids. NCBI's taxonomy places the organism in Eukaryota, Fungi, Ascomycota, Lecanoromycetes, Lecanorales, Parmeliaceae. Gene Ontology annotation, molecular function: protein binding; ADP binding. The record is from RefSeq and is a predicted model, not a curated record.